Talpa occidentalis (Iberian mole) is the source of this 2762-nucleotide messenger RNA. It is a transcript of the gene PLEK, whose product is annotated as pleckstrin. The coding region runs from base 77 to 1129 and encodes 350 amino acids. NCBI's taxonomy places the organism in Eukaryota, Metazoa, Chordata, Mammalia, Eulipotyphla, Talpidae. The record is from RefSeq and is a predicted model, not a curated record. Gene Ontology annotation, biological process: actin cytoskeleton organization; intracellular signal transduction. Gene Ontology annotation, cellular component: plasma membrane. The transcript has 9 exons.
UACUUUGGCUUCCAGAGGAGAUUAAGCUCAUGGGAGGAGUUGUCUGAGAGUGGACCCUGCUGUCUGUCCAUCUGACAUGGAACCAAAGCGGAUCAGAGAGGGCUACCUUGUGAAGAGGGGGAGCAUUUUCAACACCUGGAAACCCAUGUGGGUUGUAUUGUUAGAAGAUGGAAUUGAAUUCUAUAAGAAGAAAAGUGACAACAGCCCCAAAGGAAUGAUUCCCCUGAAAGGAAGCACUCUGACCAGCCCUUGUCAGGACUUUGGCAAGAGGAUGUUUGUGUUCAAGAUCACUACAAAUAAGCAGCAGGACCACUUCUUCCAGGCAGCCUUCCUGGAGGAAAGAGACGGCUGGGUUCGGGACACCAAGAAGGCCAUAAAAUGUAUUGAAGGAGGCCAGAAGUUUGCAAGGAAAUCCACCAGGAGGUCUAUUCGACUACCAGAAACAAUUGACUUAGGUGCCUUGUAUUUGUCCAUGAAAGACAUAGAAAAAGGUGUGAAAGAACUCAACCUAGAAAAGGACAAGAAGAUUUUUAAUCACUGCUUCACAGGUACCUGUGUCAUUGACUGGCUGGUUUCUAACCAGUCUGUUAGGAAUCGCCAAGAAGGUCUCAUGAUUGCCUCCUCACUGCUCAACGAAGGGUAUCUGCAGCCUGCUGGAGAUUUGUCCAAGAGUGCAGCAGAUGGGACAGCUGAGCACCCUUUUCUGGACAACCCUGAUGCCUUCUACUACUUUCCAGACAGUGGAUUUUUCUGUGAAGAAAAUUCCAGUGAUGAUGAUGUGAUUCUGAAAGAAGAAUUCAGAGGGGUCAUUAUUAAGCAGGGGUGUUUAUUGAAGCAGGGGCAUAGGAGGAAAAACUGGAAAGUGAGGAAGUUCAUUCUGAGAGAAGACCCUGCGUAUCUGCACUACUAUGACCCCGCUGGAGGGGAAGAUCCUCUGGGCGCAGUACACUUGAGAGGCUGUGUGGUGACUUCAGUGGAAAGCAACCCAGAUGUUAAGAGGAGUGAAGAAGACAACCUCUUUGAGAUCAUCACGGCUGAUGAAGUUCAUUAUUUUUUGCAAGCGGCCACUCCAAAAGAGCGUACCGAGUGGAUCAAAGCCAUCCAGGUGGCCUCCCGGACUGGGAAGUGAAGAUAAACCUGUAGAACUUCAUCACAUACCUGAGGGAAGCCCACAGAUAAACUCGGUCCAGCAGCUGCCCACUUCUGGUGACAGAUCAAUAAGAAAGGGCCCAAGGGUGGGAAGUCUCCAUCUGCAGGAGAUCCGAAUGUAACUAACCACGUGUGCUGAUUACAUUGUUCACCGAAACCUCUCUGCCACUCUUUGUGUCCACCAAAUAGAUAUAACAAGUUGUGUAGCCUUGGGACACUGCUUAGCCUCUCCAGGCAAGCAGGUCCUCUUCUGAAAAACAAAGGAGUUGAACCAGGAGAUCCCUAAAGUUCUCUCUAGUUUAAAAACCAAAAGCCCCACUGUGAUUCUAAUAUCCAUGGACAUGAAAUCCCCCAGGUUCUCUUGUCUUCUCUUGCCCUUUGCCAGGAGAGCAUGUAUCAAAAUGAAGAACUCACUUCUUCCUUCCUCAGUUUAUCCAGAAACUUCUUGAGAGCCCAGUGCUGCAGUGUUGGCUUUGCUGUUGAAGCCUUCUUUUACUUACUCCAGCCUGAAAAGUUAUAUCUUUUGAGAAAAAGACCUGAGUAAGCCAGGAGUAGAUAAGGGUCCCGAAGUCAGCCAAGAAUAUUCCAUUCCUACUGGAGGUUUAGCUGAGAAAACUCUCUGUCCCUUUGUUUGCCACAUAUUACAAUUGGGGUGGGGGAUAAUCUCCAAAUUUGUGAGAUUCAUUUCAUUUGAGUGUUUACCAAAAAAGUGACCAGAUGGGUUCUCUUCAUGGUUUCUCUCCAUGAAGGAGGGGCCUGGCAGCUAUGUGUGUUCCCCCAGCACCAGAAGGUGCAGGGGCUGGACCUUAGGCUCUCUGGCUGGGUAUGGAUUGAUACAAAGACACCACUGAAAAGACUUAAGAUGGUGUUCAUGGUGGUGGCCAUCAGAGUUGUGUAGAACCUUCAGUUCUCCAGUCAGUGACAUUGUGGCCAUGCCAGAGAUUCAAAUACAAGUUGUAGCAGCUUCUGUUCAGUUUCCAAGGGGUCUAACUGACCCAUUAUAAACCAGAGGGGUCUGACCUAAUUCAAACUGUGUAUCUGUUUCCAGUUUUUGACCAUUUCUACUAAUUAGUGAUUCUAAUCAUAAAUUGAGAAAGAAGGCACCCAUUCAACCAGGCAUGUGAAUGAUGGUGUGCUUUCCAAUACUAGAUUUAAAACUUUAAAUUUAAAACUCCUCCUCAGGGAGGAGAAUAGAAACUCCUUCCUGAUUUUAUUAACUCCUCUUUUUCCCUCCUGCAAUUGCAUAGAACAUUCACAAGUUAUUCCUACUCUCAGAUUGUUUUAGUAAACUCAUUCAUUAGUUAACUAUCUCUGGCAUAAAGAUCUCUAUAAAGAUUAUCUUUAGGGGCCUCCUUGGUGGUGCAAAGUGUUAAGACACAGCAUUAUGAAGCUAUCCACAGCCACUGCAGCAUGAGUUCGAUCACCUGGCCAGGGAGGUGACCCACAUGGCGUAGCAGACCUCUCCUGUCUCGCAGGCUGCUCCCCUUAGCAGUGUAUUUUACUAGAUCUGCCUGUUUUGCUCCUCACUCUGCCUCUGGUGAAUCCUCUCACCUUCCACAUCUCUUGCCUGUACUCCAGUUCUUGUAUGCAUAAAUAAAUAAAUCUUUAAAAAA